GCAGAGGCCGGCCGGGUGGCGGCCAUGGACCGCUUCGUGUGGACCAGCGGCCUCCUGGAGAUCAACGAGACCCUGGUGAUCCAGCAGCGCGGGGUGCGCGUCUACGACGGCGAGGAGAAGAUAAAAUUUGAUGCUGGGACUCUUCUUCUUAGUACACACCGGCUGAUUUGGAGAGACCAGAAAAAUAAUGAGUGCUGCAUGGCCAUUCCCCUGUCUCAGAUUGUUUUCAUCGAGGAACAGGCGGCUGGAAUCGGGAAGAGCGCCAAAAUAGUGGUCCAUCUGCACCCAGCUCCUCCUAACAAAGAGCCCGGUCCAGUCCAGAGCAGUAAGAACUCCUACAUCAAACUCUCCUUCAAAGAACAUGGCCAGAUUGAGUUUUACAGGCGUCUAUCAGAGGAAAUGACACAGAGAAGAUGGGAGACGGUACCAGUUUCCCAGUCACUACAAACAAAUAAAGGAUCCCAGCCAGGAAGAGUACGAGCUGUUGGGAUUGUAGGUAUUGAGAGGAAACUUGAAGAAAAAAGAAAAGAAACCGACAAAAACAUUUCUGAGGCCUUUGAAGACCUGAGCAAGCUGAUGAUCAAGGCUAAGGAAAUGGUGGAGUUAUCAAAAUCAAUCGCUAAUAAAAUUAAAGAAAAGCAAGGCGACGUCACAGAAGAUGAGACCAUCAGGUUUAAGUCGUACUUGCUGAGUAUGGGAAUAGCCAACCCUGUUACCAGGGAAACCUAUGGCUCAGGCACACAGUACCACAUGCAGCUGGCCAAACAGCUGGCUGGGAUAUUACAGGCACCUUUGGAGGAACGUGGGGGGAUAAUGUCACUCACAGAGGUGUACUGUUUAGUGAACCGGGCCCGAGGAAUGGAGUUGCUCUCACCAGAAGAUCUAGUAAAUGCAUGCAAGAUGCUGGAAGCACUGAAAUUGCCUAUCAGGCUCCGGGUGUUUGACAGUGGUGUCAUGGUCAUUGAGCUUCAGACACACAAGGAAGAGGAAAUGGUGGCCUCAGCCCUGGAGACAGUUUCAGAAAGGGGAUCCUUAACUUCCGAAGAGUUUGCCAAACUUGUGGGAAUGUCUGUCCUUCUGGCUAAAGAAAGGCUGCUUCUUGCAGAGAAGAUGGGCCACCUUUGCCGAGACGACUCCGUGGAAGGCUUGCGGUUUUAUCCAAAUUUAUUUAUGACACAGAACUAAGAAUUUUGUACCUGAAAUAUUUUUUUGUCAACGUGCUUGCAUUUUGCCAAGGUCUCAUGACGUUGAGCUAAGAGAUAAACCCAAAAAAACCAAGAAUUUGUUAGAACUUCACAGUAUAAUAUAAAACUCUGAAUCUCUCCCAAAACAUGGUCUCAGAAACUUAUUUAGGGUACACAUAGGAAAAUACAUAAAAAUGAAUAUGCAUUUAAAGUCAUGCUAUAGCUGUGUAGAACUCCUGGGAAAUAACUUGAAACCUGGUGGAUAUUAAUUUGAUCCUGAGUUCAGGUCCUUGGAGGAAGAAAAAGUCAAGUUGCAUGUUUGGAUAGAUCAGGUAGUCAUUUUGCCAUGACUACGCCUCACCGAAUUGUAAAUGUUUUCCUCUGCAUCUAAUGUGCCCAUCUUUGGGGCAGGCAUGAAGGAAGGGGGCAGCUACACUGUGGUUUAAGAACCAACAGCACUGAAAUAAAAAAAAAAAAAAAUCAAGCUGCAGAAAGCCGUAUCAGGCUCUUCCUAGGAGGCAUUGGAAGCAGAUUUAGGCAUGCCUCUACCAGAUCAAAUAAAAUAUCUUUGGAAAAGGAGAGGGCUGGCCUAGGAUGCAGAGGCCUUGGGCUUUCGACCUACCACCCCUGGGGAAGGAGGGGGUAAGGAAAUGUUAUGCAUUUACUCCUCAGGUUCUUUUUAGUUUUUAAGCGAUAAUUUCAUGAAUAGCAUUUUUAAAGUCUACAGGAGUAUCAUUUUAUUUACGAAAUGUGGACUUUGAAACGGAAGUAAAGAGCUGUAUAGACAAGCCCCGAGUUGUAAUCCCAGUAGGAGAGUUGGAAAGUUCUGGUUCUGGAAGGGCAUGAAGUGCAUAGGACCUUAGGAACAUAUGUGAAGCUAGGCUGUGAGAUAGGAAAAGGUUAGCAGAUCUCCUUUCUCUUCUCACAGGAAGUCUCAGUACUCAGCCAGAAGCAUAUUCCUAUCAUAGGCCAGCCAUGUUCCUUUCUUCUGUGCCCUCCAUGCCAUCCGUUGCUGAUAACAGAACCUGGCUAGCACCACCUCCAGAUUGCUGGAGCUUUAAGUAGGUUGCCCGACUUCAUAUGUAUAGCAUGGUGACAUUACCUCAAACUCAGAGCCUGUAGGACAGAAGGUGACCGCCUUUUGGAGACUGAGCUGGAAGUGGGAAGGCGGUAAUAGUGUGGCCUUGGAACCACAGGGAGGGACUCGAAGGCAUACUCCCUGGGAGUUUGAGGAUACUCUGGACAGAGUGGAGGCUACUGCAGAUGACCUGUGGAGACGUACCAGUGUCCUCAGCUGCAAACCAGGGAGCUCCACCCUGACACCUUCCUGGAAAGUGACUGUUGCUGCCUCUGUUCUCCAGUGUCAUGAGACCGCUGUGGCCAUGGCUGCCUUCUUAGUGUGGGUUUUCCAGUCUGUCAUUGAUGGUGGUGACGUUAGAUCUCCCCUAAUCACCUCAUUCUUUAUCUCAGGGUUACUUGAGGGUUAAUUCAGAGUUGGCUACCCAAAUCUUCUAGGGAUUGGGUAGACCAGUGUCGGUUUAUUAGUGUGUCUCGACUCUCUCUGGGAUGCACAUAGUCCAUCACAUGGGCCUGAUGCUCACACACACACACACAUACACGCACGAGCACUCACUCACCUUGUCAAACUAAGGUUCUUCAAAUCCACAGGUCACUGAUAACCUGUUUUAGCACUUGGACUGGUUGUUGAGUUGUAGGGGCUACUGGAUCUAGCUCUAAUGGUUUGGCAUCACCACAGUAAACAUACUACAUCUGUUUAUUCAGUGUGACAGGAGAUUAACAAAAAUGGAGCAGUCUGAUUUGUAGAAUGUGGAAAAAAGAUGAAGUGACAUAAACAUACUUUGAAAAAGUCACAUUGAUUAAAAAGAAGAAGAAGGAGGAGGAGGAGGAGAAGGAGAAGAAACAAACAUUGUUUGGGUUUGUUGUUGUUGUUGUGUUGUUUUUAAAUCACUGUUUCUGGACCUUGGUUUAUCCUUUGGCUCUUCUUUUCUUGCCCAGUGUGUCACUGUGGUCCUUUGGUACUGGCUGUGUUUAAAUACAAACCAUUCAAGCCCUGGGUGCACAAAUGUCCUGCUCUUGGUGCUCAUCACUGUCACUUUUGUUUUCCUGACUUUGCUCUUAGGAGCAUGGGUAUGUAAGUGUAUGAUAACGAAUAGUUUAGUCACUGUCAAGAAAAUGAAUUUAUGCUGUAUAACUGAAGGCUGUUGUCAGGGUUAGAUGAUUCGUAUUGAUGUAUACACAGUAAAAUUAUUGUAAAAUUUUAAACUGAUUUUCUUAACUUGAUGUUCUUUUUAAAAUUUCUGUAAAAUACAUGAAAGUGAUAAAUGUUUAGUCACACUAAGUCAA
Grammomys surdaster is the source of this 3548-nucleotide messenger RNA. RefSeq names its product vacuolar protein sorting 36 homolog (gene Vps36). The transcript has 13 exons. NCBI's taxonomy places the organism in Eukaryota, Metazoa, Chordata, Mammalia, Rodentia, Muridae. Gene Ontology annotation, molecular function: phosphatidylinositol-3-phosphate binding; ubiquitin binding. The coding region runs from base 25 to 1185 and encodes 386 amino acids. The record is from RefSeq and is a predicted model, not a curated record. Gene Ontology annotation, biological process: protein transport to vacuole involved in ubiquitin-dependent protein catabolic process via the multivesicular body sorting pathway. Gene Ontology annotation, cellular component: ESCRT II complex; late endosome membrane.